Molecule: messenger RNA, 1531 nt
Organism: Wasmannia auropunctata (little fire ant)
Lineage: Eukaryota; Metazoa; Arthropoda; Insecta; Hymenoptera; Formicidae
Exons: 5
Coding region: 200-1357 (385 amino acids)
Source: RefSeq, a predicted model, not a curated record
UGUGACGUUCGAAUUCGAAUUUCCAUACCGAAAACCCCCAUACCCAUAACUGAUACGACUUGAAUACGCAACGUAUGUAGCAAGUCGCUUUUGUUAUCGCCUUUGUUCCGAGUUUGAGUUAUAGUUUGAUUUGCGUUACUCGACGUGUUAAUGUUAAUUUAAUUUUUCAUGUAUUUGAUCGUAAUGAAAUGUGUUUAACAUGGUCACCGGAGAGGAUUGUUCCUGUGCCGACACGACGGAACCCUCCAAUUUAACGUCCUUGCACUCGGACGAUGCUACCUCGGCCGUAAAUUCCGACGUAAAUGUCGUCUGCACUAAAACGGUCGACAAGAGGAAUGAUGCCGUUGAGGAAGCUAAAGAAACGAACUGCAAGUAUUCCGACGCAUCGCUGGUUGCAACUUACUGUGUAACUGCAGCAGCCGAUGUUCCGGCUGCGGCGCCAGGAAGACCAAAUCGUCAAUCGCAGCGAAAGAAAUCGAGGAGUCAGCCACCUGCUACGCAACUCAAAUCGAGUUUCCCGUGCCUUUGUCACAGUCACAAAAUCAACGGCUACGUCUUGCCUGUGAAACUCAAGGAAGAUAAACCACAAUCACGACCGUUCUGGAGCCGGUUCGGCUGGAAACGACCGAGAAACGGCAAGAGGGACAAGAUGUACGAGAUAAAGCUGAAACAAGUUCAGUGUCCUCACUACGCCAAGCUGCGUGAUCUGAGCGGCGCGCCUAAACAACAGCACCUCGACGCGCUGCAAUUGCCGUACGAAUUUCAACCUUUCGUCUCGCGCGAAGAACUGUCGGAAGGGAUACCGAGUAAGAAUGCUAAGUACGAGGCCAGCAAAUUGAAACCACCUAAAUAUCCAACGAAAACGAAACUCAAGAGGGAGGAAGUGGCGGAGAAAAUCGAGAUCUACUAUUUUGAUCACGGAAACUCCGCAUAUUAUCGAACAACCGACUGCCAUCCUGUACUAAUUACGGACAAGUGCGCCGAAAAGACCGACCAGGCGGCGACUCGCUUUUGGGCGGAGAUCUUCGGCACGAUUCACAUUGGUAUCGCCUUCGUCACGGCCUUUAUUUUGCAGCUUCUACGCUUUGUGCUCUACAGCGUGAUCCGGCCGUUGACAGUGGGGAUACUUCAAUUGAUAGCGGAUUACUUUGUGAAACCGCUGCUGUCCAUUCUGUUCAACGCUCUUGUACAACCGAUAUUGAUUCUGUUUUACAACAUCGCGACGUCGUUGAGGGAUCUUUGCGAGCCGAUAGCCGAGGCGAUGGGUCUGUUCCUGCGAGAGAUCGCGAACCUCUGCGCCGCGAUCAGGAUCGUGGAGGUGAAGCACGUUCACACGCCGAUCGCUGCUUCCACUUGAGCUCGUACGCAAAAAUUGGCGAUUCUUGACGAUCGAGGCUUUGGUAACUUAACUAAAGACUGUCGAAGGAUUUUCGCGAAUCUGGGGAUCAGGCACACAUUUCUGAGAGGAAUCUGUGUUCUCCUGCGCGAUGCACGUCCAAUUCAUCACCAACAACACAUGCCUUAACACCAG